AUGACCCUCGUUUCGCCUUACCGAUCAUCUUGUUUCUUUUAUUUCAAAAUUGUCUUUUUCAGAAAGUUUCGUCGUGGAGGAGAAAAGACGAUAGCAUGUCCUACCGGUAGACACAGAGAGUCACUAUCCAAGCGUAAGAAAGAAGCAGCCACGUCUUUCACGACUUUGAUAGUGACCUCUAUCACGAGGGUGAGGGGUGACUAUGUUGCAUUCCUUCAUUCUACGUGGGGUCAGUUUCUUUCGUUACGUGACGCGAGCAAAGAGGCCCCCCCCCUGCCAAUACACGUAUCCAGACAAACAAAAACCUUUUAA
Mycotypha africana is the source of this 312-nucleotide messenger RNA. RefSeq lists its product as uncharacterized. The coding region runs from base 1 to 312 and encodes 103 amino acids. The record is from RefSeq and is a predicted model, not a curated record. The transcript is spliced from 2 exons. Lineage: Eukaryota; Fungi; Mucoromycota; Mucoromycetes; Mucorales; Mycotyphaceae.